UGAACAACCCCUUGUUGAAACCUUCCAUGAAUUCUAUGCAGAAAUGAGCGGCCAUGAGGACAUAGUCAUCAUCUCAGUGUCAAGGGAGAUUUAUAAGAAAUGGUCAAGCCUUGCCCAAGUGUCCUGCUUACUAGACAUUCUUGAACAAAUCAGUGUUGUUGGUAUGCCAAUGAGUCACAUAAAUGCUACAAUUCAAGUCCAUCAGCUCACCUGUCAUCAGGAUGGGUGUCUACCUGUGUCAAACAAUGGAGUAUGCUUUAUAAAGUCUGUGGAUGUGGAGCGUAUGAACUCCUUAGAAGUUGUCUGUGUUGACCAGUGUGACGAAACAAAUGUGGAUCUCAUGGAGCAAGAGCAAAUACAGAAAAUUGAACAAUACUUCUAUCAGGGAGGAAAAAUUGAUUGGGUGAAUAUGUGGCUAGCUGACAAUAAUAAAUGUGAGGAAGUCAUCAAACGUGAUGCAUAUGCAGAAAUUAGCAAAAUGUUGGAAGACCUUGAGCGGAGUGACUCAUUAAAACGGUCCAUUGAAAACAUCAACAUAUAUCAUGAACCUGGUAGUGGAGGAAGCACAGUGGCUCGACAGAUCCUCUGGAACUGGAGGAAAAAAAUGCGAUGUGCUGUUGUUAAGCAGUCGUACCAGGCCACGACUGUCUGUGAACAUGCAGUACAGAUUUGGAAUUACGAGGAAGUUGACAAGAAUGCCUGUUUACCUGUUCUUCUGCUGCUAGAGGAUUGCAAUGCAGACUAUCAGGAUGACCUCAGACGAGAAUUAAGCAAUGCAGUCACAACAAUGAAAAUAAGUCCAUCAAAACUGUGUUUCAUCAUUCUCUGUUGUAAAAGGUCUCUUGAUCCAGAAAGGAUGUGCACAGCAUUGCCGUUACGCACAGUCGGAGUUACACACAAACUAUCUCCAGCAGAAAAGAAGCUCUUCUCAAAGAAAGCAGGGAGUCUCAAGCUGAAGUUUGAACCAGAGUUUAUACUCACUUUUGUGCUCAUGAGUAAAGAGUUUGAACAGUCUUACAUCACAGGCUUUGUUGAAAACCUGCUGAAGGAAAUUGAUCAUUCAUCUCUUCAGACACAGUUGAUCAAAUUUGUGGCACUACUGAACAGCCACAUUGAGAAUUCAUACCUAUCUAUAUCACACUGUGAGGCAUUCCUAGGUUUAGGAAUCCACUUGGACAAAUUUGAUAAAAUGGCCAAACCGUCAACGUCCACAUGGAUUGAUGAAGUUCGACACCAGACAUUCGAAAAUUCUUUAAGUGAGCAGGCUAGGUAUUUUUUUAUACAGCUAAAAUCCAGUGAGACGCAUAUCUCCUCUGUAAGAAUAAUUCAUAAUUUGAUAGCUAAGGAGAUCCUGAAGCAGCUCUCCAGUUAUCAGAGCCAAAGUGAAAUAGCAAUGAGUCUGCUUCAGGACAAAGUGCUGUUUGACCACAGAUUUGGAAGGGAUGACUUUCGAAAGUUUGUCAGAGAUCUGUUCAUCAAACGCACCAAAAAAAGCAAGGGAGAUCCAAAUGACAGCUGGUUUUCUCCUUUAAUAGAGCAUGUUAGGGAGACAGAAGAUGUGGAGAAAGCCAUUGACCUUUUAAAGCUAGCUUACACCAGUUUUGAUGAGGAUGCAUUUGUUGCUCAACAGCUUGCACGACUGCUUAAUGAAAACAAAAAUUUUGAGGAAGCUGAGAUUUGGGCUAAAAGAGCCAAGUCUCAUCUUCCUCAGCACAUAUACAUACUUGACACACUGGGACAAGUAUACAAAAAGUGGUUCUACAGCAAACAUGAUGCCAUAUGUAAGAAAAAUGCUGAUAUUCAACCAGAGGACAUCACUGAUAUCAUUGAUACUGCCCUUAAAGGAAUCACUGCUUUUAGAGAAUCUGAAAAAUGCCCCCAGUCAAAGAUGGUCUGCUUAAAUAAUUCUUAUUUUGGAGAAGUUGAUAUUGGAUGCCGAUUGCUUGAGCUCCUGUCAAAUGUAGACAUUUUUUCUACCAAAGAGGGAAAGAGGGAGUUGAUGGAUUACCUGCUCACUGACUACAUACCAGAGGAAGUACAGAAACCUUGGCAAAGGUUUCAUGGCCUUUUAAAAGGAAUGAAAGACAGCAUCAGAAUUGCCCUAGAAUGUAUUUCUGACGAUCUUGCUCACUUUCAGAAUUUCACUUCUGAGGAAGAGGAGGAGUUGGCUGAAGGAGAGCCUGAAACAGUCAAUAAUCCAAGAAAAUGGCUCCUCAGGAAAAGUGCUGUGUAUGCCAAGUUAUUUUUUCAUGACAUUCAAGAGGAUGAGGCUUCUGAUGCAAACAUAGUUUCCCCAUUAAUGAGACAAAUGAAAAUUUUCCAACUUGGAGGUGAGGACUCUAUGGGCAAAGAGCCCUCCAAUACAAGAAGUGACAUUGUCAUGAAUGCAAUAAAAGCACUUCAAAGAUACUCUGAGAUUAAAUCUGCUUCCUCGAGAAAAGGCAGGAUUUUCACUCACUUCUUCCUUGGAAAAGCAAGGGGUCUCAAUAAAAUAGUGCACAAGACCACAAUUGAAAAAUUCUGCAAGGGAACCCUCAGUGAGAGACGCCUUAAGUGGCAAGGCGGUGAAGUGUGGACAAACCCAGAUGUUGUAAAAGUGCUUAAACGAGUUACUGGAUACACUGAAAAUGGAAAUCUGUUUGUUCGGGUAUCUGAUCAAAGCAACAUCAGAGUCAUUCCACUUUUUUCUGCCUCCUUGCCAAAUUCAAAUGAGAAUGUGGCUUUCUACCUAGGAUUUUCUCUUCAUGGAGUGGUAGCUUUUGACAUCAAGGUGGCAGAGUGA
Molecule: messenger RNA, 2782 nt
Organism: Sinocyclocheilus grahami
Lineage: Eukaryota; Metazoa; Chordata; Actinopteri; Cypriniformes; Cyprinidae
Product: sterile alpha motif domain-containing protein 9-like
Exons: 2
Coding region: 44-2782 (912 amino acids)
Cellular component (GO): cytoplasm
Molecular function (GO): protein binding
Source: RefSeq, a predicted model, not a curated record